Messenger RNA from Fopius arisanus, 2546 nucleotides. It is a transcript of the gene Tis11, whose product is annotated as Tis11 zinc finger protein. Bases 531 to 1577 code for a protein of 348 amino acids. Gene Ontology annotation, molecular function: mRNA binding; metal ion binding. The transcript is spliced from 2 exons. Lineage: Eukaryota; Metazoa; Arthropoda; Insecta; Hymenoptera; Braconidae. The record is from RefSeq and is a predicted model, not a curated record.
UCGUCUUUACGCCGGUCUCUUUCCUCAGUCCUCAGUCAGCUCUCGGGCGCUUUGCGAGUCACAACUUGCUCUCCGUGGAGGGAUAAACAAUUCAACACCGAUAAAAAAAAAAAGAAGACACACCAGCAAGACUGAGAACAAUUAAAUAAACAAUUGAAUAAUAAAUAAAACGUCAAGUGCCGAGUAUCGUUGAAUCGUCGGUGACAAACGGUCUGAAGUAAAAUUACUCCGUGAAGUUGAAUUCCGUUUCGAUUGUGGUCUGAUGACAAACAAAUGGUCGACAAUACUCAACGAUAGUGGCAGUUUUACUCGAGUUUGUGUUUAAUAAUUGCUUCAAUUAUUAUUAUUUUUAAUUCACCGUUUGUCGACGUUUAACCUUUGAUCUCAGUGAGUCAUAAACACGUCACGCUGUGAUAUUGCCACGGGACAAAGGAAGUGAGGACAAUUUCAAUUUGUUUUAUUUUUCUUUUUUUUUUUUGUUCUUGUUGGUGGUUAACUGUUGUGUUUAGCUGGUGAUUUUAAUCGGCAAUAUGUCCACUGCCGUCAUGAGUACACCCAUGUUCGAGUGCACCGAGCAUUUGUUCAAGAACGCCGGCCAGUCAAAGCCAAAGGAUUCAAAUCAUACUGGUCACGCACCUCUUCGUCGUAGUUACACAUCAUUGGUAACACUGAUCGAGCAACAUCGUAAACUCGAUCGAAGUGUGAGUGAGCCAACGUCACGCUACAAGACGGAGUUGUGUCGUCCAUUUGAGGAAUCAGGUGCUUGCAAAUACGGUGACAAGUGUCAGUUUGCCCAUGGUUACAGUGAGCUGCGUAAUUUACAACGUCAUCCAAAAUACAAAACCGAAUUGUGCCGUACAUUUCACACAAUAGGAUUCUGUCCAUACGGUCCACGCUGUCACUUUAUCCACAAUUUUGAGGAGGCAAGAAUUCAUAAUCAAAAAGUUAGCGCACAAUUGGGUAGCACACAGCCAAAUAUCAUGGGACUGAGUCCAUUAUUGAGUGCAAGUGCAGCAGCUGCCAGUAUCAAUAUGAAUAUAUCACUGCUUGAGCAGAUAACAUCACCUCAGAUGAUGACAAAUAAUCCACCACCACUCAUCAGAGCCAAUUCACUCAGCAUAGGUACACACCAGACAUUCAAUAAUCCACCGUUGCUCAGAACAACAUCGUUGAGUCUCGCUACACCGCAGUCUCACAAUAUUCAUAAUGUUCAUCAUACGUCGGUUAUUGGUGGUGCUAGACCAAAACCGUUGAAUCUGAGUCCAACAUUUUCACUUGGCAGUACAGCUGACUCUGUAUCACCUUCAUCAAGUCUCAGUCAAUCACCGACAAAUUCAAUGGCUAGCUUCUUCAGUGAUGAUUGCUCAUCAGCACCUACUACUGCAUUCAGCUUUGGACAGGACUUUGGUUUACUGCAGACGAGGCACACACCCAGUCCACCAAGUGGCAAUAGCCCAUUAUCUGAUGAUAUUGCACCAAGAACACCUUCACCGUUGUCACCAAAUGCUGAAUCGAGACUUCCAGUUUUCAAUAGGAUCAGCAGUGUCAUUGGUGAUUUCGAUGGACUCAAGAUCUAGGCUCUCAAAGGUUCACACCCUUUCUUUAUUGCUCUUGAUUGUUUUGAGGAUUCGUCAACCAAAUUAUCCCAUUAUUUUUAACACUUGGGGUUUCAGGGGCUUUUGCUCAUUAGGUUUUCACGAUUUUUUUUUUUUUCUUUUCGAUUUUCGGUAGGUUGUGAAUCCUUUUGUCGACGAUUUAUCAUCAUUUAUCGUUUUAUCGUGUAAAGACAUUGUGACCCGGUAGUUUUAGGAUUAAUCGAUAGAAUUUCUUUCUUUCUUUCGUGAUUGAGAGAUAAUCGCGAGCAGGUGAGACGUUGCAAUAUUCCAAAAUAUAUUGGGGAGACACUUUUAUCGGGACUCUUCGUCUUUCCGAGAUGUCGUUUAUAAUAUAUUGGGGAUUUUUUCUUUCUUUCUUUCUCUUUUUUUUCUCUGACGGUGUUUCAAAGUGAUAAUGAUGGAGUUUUAGAGCUAUCGGUUUAAUCAAAGAUUGGGUGAUGAUUUGGGAGAUCAUUGUGAGCGUAGAUUAUGUUUAACGAGGUUUAGAGUUUAGGGUAGAUUUUACCGGCUAAUUUAGUAACUUUAAUUGUCUUCCAAUGUUUAUUAAUUUUUUUUUUUUUUUGCUUAGUGAGAAUGAAUGUGAUUACAAUUAUGGAGAGUUGAUGAAUGGACGCGGUGGAUUUUUAAAAAGACGAGAAUUAACUUGGAAGUUAUUUCAUUUGAUGAUUUUUUUUUCUUUCGGCUCUUUUAGGAUUUACUGAUUUAUCAUUUAUUCUGACAAAAUGAGCUUUUUAAAAAUCAAUAACGCGCAUUCGGGGAAUAAAAAAUUUUUGGUUUUACGUGGAUAGAUGAGUAAACGGUGAGCAAAGGAAAUUUCAACUCAUUGAAAUAUCACUUUUUCACGUUCUCUUUACCUUUAAUUUAAUUAUGAUGAAUAUGAAGAAAAAUUGAGGAAAAAAAACAAAAAUGUGAUAUGUAACUAUUUGCAAU